GGUAGAUACCCGUGGCCAGGUACAGGCGGAGGCACUGACGACACGGCGGUGGAUGCGCUUUCGGGCUGGGGCUCCUGGGGAGUGAGCGCACGAGUAGCCACCGCCCGCCCGGAGCCGCCCGCGGGCCAGUCUUCCUACGCCGGGGCGGGCAGCCCGUCCGCGCCUCAGCCGCCGCCAGCCUGCCUCAUGGCCACCAGGGUGCUGACCAUGAGCGCCCGACUGGGUCCCGUGCAGCAGCCCGAGGAGCCGGUGUUCGCGCAGCUCAAGCCCGUGCUGGGCGCCAGGGACGCAGCGAUCUUCCCCGGGGAGGACCUGAAGCAGCAGCAGCAGCCGCCGCCGCCUCAGCAGCAGCAGCAGCACCCGGGGGGAGGCGGCGGAGGCGGCGGCGCCGCGACUCUGCCGGCGGAGGAGAUGGUGCAGACGAGAUGUGAAAUGGAGAAAUACCUGGCACCUCAGCUCCCGCCCGUCCCAGUCAUCCCCGAACACAAGAAGUACAGAAGAGACAGUGCCUCGGUUGUAGACCAGUUUUUCACUGACAGUGAAGGGUUGCCUUACAGCAUCAACAUGAACGUCUUCCUCCCUGACAUCAGCCACCUGAGAACUGGCCUGUACAAAUCUCAGCGGCCCUGUGUAACCCACAUCAAGACAGAGCCGGUCACCAUCUUCAGUCACCAGAGCGAAACCACUGCCCCCACCCCUGCCCCUACUCAGGCCCUCCCCGAAUUCACCAGCAUCUUCAGCUCCCACCAAACUCCUGAUGUGAACAACAUUUUUAUCAAGCAGGAGCUUCCUACUCCAGACGUUCAUCUUUCCGUCACGCCCCAGCAAGGCCAGUUGUAUCAGCUCUUGAGCUCGCCGGAUUUAGAGAUGCCCAACGCAACCACUCAGGCAGCCGUGAUGGACUCCCUUAGCAAUGUCUCCAUGCCAUCAGCCAUGGCGGGCCUCAACACGCUUUCCCCGGCUGUCCCACAGACUGCGAUGAAACAGUUCCAGGGCAUCCCCCCCUGCACCUACCCCAUGCCAAACCAGUUUCUGCAGCAGCAGGCCACUUAUUUCCCUCCUUCACCCCCAAGCUCAGAGCCAGGAAGUCCAGACAGACAAGCAGAGAUGCUACAGAAUUUAACCCCUCCUCCAUCGUAUGCCGCGACUAUUGCUUCCAAGCUGGCAAUUCACAAUCCGAAUUUACCAGCGACUUUGCCCAUAACCCCCCAGAACAUCCAACCAGUCAGAUACAACAGGAGAAGUAACCCAGAUUUGGAGAAAAGACGUAUCCACUACUGUGACUAUCCUGGCUGCACGAAAGUUUAUACAAAGUCUUCUCACUUAAAAGCGCACCUGAGGACUCACACAGGUGAGAAGCCGUACAAGUGCACGUGGGAAGGCUGCGACUGGAGAUUCGCUCGCUCGGACGAAUUGACGCGCCACUACAGGAAGCACACGGGGGCAAAGCCCUUCCAGUGCGCCGUCUGCAACCGCAGCUUCUCCCGCUCCGACCACCUGGCUCUCCACAUGAAGAGGCAUCAGAACUAAAAAACAAACAAACAAACACCCCAAAAAAAUGCCGGACUGGUCGUCAAGGCUGUUUUGUAUCUAUGCAAUUUCCUAUUGACUCUCGACAUACAACUGAAAUGAGUUUAAUUUUUGAGUAUGGGUUAUCCGUUUGAAAGAAAUCUCAAAAGAAACUGGAAAUGUAUAUUUUGUAUAUUUAUGCAGAAAAAAAAAAACAAAAAAGGGAAGACACUGUAUCUCAAUACCAGAGCGUUCGGUCGUUUGUUUGCUCUCAUGAUGUAUAUGGCUUUAGUCAGCAGGUUUCAUCUCUUUACAAGUAUUAUGUCUUGACACAUUGCAGCUUUAUACAUUUUUUUUUUCUCUUGCGGUGUUUUGACCAAAGCACUGUCAUUAUUGUGACAGUGUUUAGUAAACAAAUUAAUGAGAGGCUGCAGAUGAAUGAACGCAGUGGAAAAGCCAUGAAUGGUAAUCUGUCAGGUUUUUACUGGACAUAUUUAGUACUCUUGUUUUUGUUUUUUUUUUUUAAAUGUUAAGUCAUUCUGUGCAGAUAAAAUACAUAGAAAAAUUCAUAAACAGCCAUAGAACAAAACGUUUUGUUCUGUAUGUUGCGUGUUUGCUAUGACAAAGAUUUUGUAAAUAUGCAAAUCAGCUUUUUAGGUUUAAUACAAAAGUUUUCUAAGAAUCAUCUGAAAAAACCAAUUGUUUUACAUUUGAUAAGGCGGCACAUUUACAAAAAACGUUAUUUAAAUACCUCUCAAAACAGUACCAACUUAGUGUGAUUUUUCUUAACAGAAGUGAGCUAAGCAUUCAGACGUUUUGGACCUGUUGACUCAAACGGUGCGCACUGAGUAUUCAAAGCAGGAAUUCGUUUCCAAGUUGCUCAAAAGUGCAAAAGCAGUUAGAAUGAACCAUAAAGUCAAUGUUGGAAGCUUAAAUGACGGGGAUAGUUACAAAGGACACAGAAUGUUAAACCUCUUACUAUAAGCUAAACUUAGUAUCACUUUAAAAAGAAGGAUUUAGGAUGCAAUUUUCAUAUACAGACAUGUUAAGCUGGGUCAGCACCAGUAUGAUCUAGUUUCAUGUGGAUAUUGUGUGUAAUUUACUAGAAGGUAAAGGAUACAGCAAUUUUGUUCAAAAUUACAGUGCAGUUUAGUUAAUCCACUGCUCAGAUUGACACAGGCAGGGGAAAAUUUACUGCUGACAUAAGUAGCUGAAACUGCACUGAAGUCAAUGAAGUGAUGCCCUGUUAUGCUUACAAUGACUUUGAUCCACAGUGUUCAGCCUCGGAAUAGUAGAGGAAGGGCCAAAGAUGAGGUUAGACCGUGUAGGAUUUGGCCAGACAACAGGAAGAAGCCAAACAAACAUAGUAAGUGUCUGCACUUCACAAGCCGUAAUAUUAAGCUGUCAACCAAAGGCUAAAAUAGACAAUCAAAAUACCAAAAAAGGGUCUUGCAGGAAAACCUAGCGUUGUUAAAACUGUUGUUUGUCUUUAUUUAUUUGUGGUAUAUGAUAGACUCUUUUUUUUUUUUUUUUAAGACAAUUUUACAUUUACUUGAUAAAUUAUAGUUUUGUUUGUUAUAGUUAGAAAUGUUGCUCUUAAUGUAAAUAGUUGACAAACGAUGUAAAUAAUUUUGUAAGGCUUCAAAUGUUUAUACGUGGAAACACAUGCAUAAAGUGGUUGCUGUUUUGCUUCUUUUGCCUCCCCCUACCUUAUUUUUGUAUUGUGGUAUUUCCUAUGCAACUGACGGAGCAAACAGCUGUAUAGUUGUAGAAUGUUUUGAGAGAGAAUGAAAUGGUUUAUAUAUAAAGACUCCUUUUUUUUUUGCAAAAUAAAACAAAGUGCCUAA
This is a messenger RNA of Columba livia (rock pigeon), 3356 nucleotides long. It is a transcript of the gene KLF5, whose product is annotated as KLF transcription factor 5. NCBI's taxonomy places the organism in Eukaryota, Metazoa, Chordata, Aves, Columbiformes, Columbidae. Gene Ontology annotation, biological process: regulation of transcription by RNA polymerase II. Gene Ontology annotation, molecular function: DNA-binding transcription factor activity, RNA polymerase II-specific; RNA polymerase II cis-regulatory region sequence-specific DNA binding. Bases 187 to 1530 code for a protein of 447 amino acids. The transcript has 4 exons. The record is from RefSeq and is a predicted model, not a curated record.